AUGGGUGCUGAAGCAUCAAAACCGCAAGCUGGCGCAAAAGUGCAGGUCAUUGGUGCAGGCCUCUCACGAACCGGCACCGCUUCCUUCUGCGCCGCUCUCGAGAUUCUCCUCAAAGGUCCAGUCUACCAUGCCGGAACCCAAUGCGUAAUCUCAGACGAUGAAACCCACAUCAAGACCUGGAUGGAAGUCCUCGCCCGAACACCUUACAAAUCUCCUGCCGAUAAAGACUUCGUGCUCAAGAAGAUUCGAGAACGUACGACAGGCUAUGUUGCCACAGCAGAUACGCCGCUCGCUCAAUUCGUCCCAGAGCUUCUGGAACUCUACCCAGAAGCGAAAGUAAUAUGUACGGUCCGCGAUCCUGACGCUUGGGCGAAAUCGAUCUAUCAGACCUCUGCAGCAACUCUGCAAGCUUUUUUGGGGAUAAUCAUGUUCUGGAUUCCCUGUUGGCGGUAUUUUCCUCGAUUCCUGACACUUUUAGCGGAUGGCAGGUAUGGAGAACUGUAUUUGAAACCUGGGGAACCGCAGGAAGUACUACGUGGUAGACCUGUGUGGGACAGGCACAUUGAGCAUUUACGGAAAGUAGUGCCUGCGGAGAAGUUGUUCUUUGUUGAUAUCAGAGCUGGAUGGGGGCCGUUGUGUGCUGCAUUGGAUAUGGAAGUACCGAAAGGUGUGAGUUUUCCGAGAAUCAAUGAUGGUAAGGCAAUAGAGAUGCUUGCUAAGGAGCAGAUACAAAGGGGCUUGCUGAGGUGGGCGGCAGUCCUUGCAGGGUUUGCUGCUGUGGUUGCUGUCGUGUGGCAAGUCUUGCAAUAA
Messenger RNA from Cercospora beticola, 810 nucleotides. Its product is annotated as sulfotransferase family protein. The record is from RefSeq and is a predicted model, not a curated record. Lineage: Eukaryota; Fungi; Ascomycota; Dothideomycetes; Mycosphaerellales; Mycosphaerellaceae.